UUUUUUUUCUUUUUGUCUUUCCUGUUAUUAGAAUAUGCCACUUAAACUUGUAACAAAUUUUGUAUCCUCUUUUUUAAAGCGAAACGACCAGCCAGCAAACGAGAUUGCUUCUAGAGAGUACCUUCAUACUUCACGAAAGUCAUCUUCUCUGGCGUCUCUUUCUUUUAGCCCGACAGUAACAAUACAAGGCUUAUGGAACAAGAAAGACGAACAGAACGAUUGUACUAUAAAUACAGAAAAUGAUAAAUGGGAAGCACAUCAAGAGGAGCUUGUUUAUUGGCAUAAUCAGCCUCCUAUAUUUGAUCCUUAUCCAGCGUUGAAUAUCCGGGAUUAUGAGUUAAUAGAGACACUUGGCACCGGUACCUUUGGUAGAGUUUGGCUAAGCAAACAAAAAAACACCAAGAAAUAUUAUGCUAUCAAAGUAUUAAAAAAAGCUGAUAUUGUCAGGCUGAAACAAGUAGAGCAUAUCAACUCUGAGAGACAAGUCUUGUCACAACUCAACUUUCCUUUUAUCGUUCAAUUAUACUGUACUUUUCAAGAUAGUCAGAGCCUGUUUAUGCUCCAAGAAUACGUUAUUGGUGGAGAAUUGUUUCGACAUUUACGUAAAGCAGGUCGCUUUCCUGCUGAUACAGCACGGUUUUAUGCUGCUGAGAUUGUGCUGGCAUUGGAAUACCUCCAUUCAAAGGAUAUUAUUUAUCGUGACCUCAAACCAGAGAACAUACUAUUAGACAAUCGAGGAUAUGUAAAAAUCACUGAUUUUGGAUUUGCUAAAAAGGUUGUAGACAGGACAUGGACACUUUGUGGUACUCCAGAGUAUCUUGCGCCAGAGAUUAUCCAGAGUAAAGGACAUAGCAAAUCAGUUGAUUGGUGGUCACUUGGCAUUCUCAUAUUCGAAAUGAUGGCAGGAUAUCCACCGUUUUAUGACGACAAUCACUUUGGGAUCUAUGAGCGUAUUUUGGGUGGCAAAGUACAGUACCCAAACUAUUUUGAUAGUGUUAGCAAAGACAUGUUGAAAAAGCUACUUGUCAUUGAUCGCACAAGACGAUUGGGAAAUCUAAGAGGUGGGGCAGAUGAUGUCAAGAGGCACAAAUGGUUUCGUAGCACUAAUUGGCAUGGAUUGAUGACUAAGACAGUGAGGGCACCCAUUAUACCAGCUCAUUCAAAUGAUUAUGAUACCAGUAAUUUUGAAAAGUACCCCAAUGAACAACUCACCGAACAGACUAAAGGAGAUCCUUUUCACGAAUUAUUUGCUGACUUUUAGCUAUAUUUUUUUAUAUAUUGUAAAUAUCAUCUAAUUUCAUUAAAUACUCAAUUUCAAAAAUACAAG
This is a messenger RNA of Gilbertella persicaria, 1327 nucleotides long. RefSeq names its product camp-dependent protein kinase 10. Gene Ontology annotation, cellular component: cAMP-dependent protein kinase complex; nucleus. The coding region runs from base 35 to 1261 and encodes 408 amino acids. The record is from RefSeq and is a predicted model, not a curated record. Gene Ontology annotation, molecular function: ATP binding; cAMP-dependent protein kinase activity. The transcript is spliced from 4 exons. Lineage: Eukaryota; Fungi; Mucoromycota; Mucoromycetes; Mucorales; Choanephoraceae. Gene Ontology annotation, biological process: peptidyl-serine phosphorylation.